AUGCUCAGUAGAGUGAAAUUUUUGCCUAGAUUUCGCCCAUUGACCCCUAUAAUUUCCAGAUUUGCCAUGUCCUCCGUUCCAUAUCAACAGCCAGCUCACAAGUUGACCAUGAUUCCUGGUCCUAUAGAGUUUUCUGAUGAAGUGUUGUACGCCAUGUCCACUCCUUCUCAAGCUCAUACUUCGCCCGAAUUCGUUGCAACUUUCCAAGAAGUGUUGAAGGGGCUCCGUAAGCUCUUCAAGUCUUCGGAUCCAAACUCGCAGGGUUAUGUCCUUGCUGGAUCCGGUACUUUGGGAUGGGAUGUUGCUGGUGCCAAUUUGGUCAAUCCCGGUGAUAACGUAUUGGUACUUUCCACUGGUUUUUUUUCCGAUUCUUUUGCUGAAUGUUUGAAAGUAUACGGAGCCAAUGUCGAUGUACUCACUGCUGACAUUGGAGAUGUUGUUCCCAUUGAAAAAGUGACGGAGCAAUUGUCGAAGAAGAACUAUACCGCAGUAACGGUUACCCAUGUCGACACCUCCACUUCUGUUGUUUCCGAUGUUAAGACUGUUCUGGACGCCGUGAAGAAUGCUUCACCAGAAACUUUGCUUUUUGUGGAUGGUGUUUGUUCCAUUGGUGUUGAAGAUCUCGAGUUCGACAAAUGGGGAGUGGAUUUUGCUCUCACUGCCUCUCAAAAAGCCAUUGGUGUGCCCGCAGGCUUGUCCAUCUUCUACGCCUCGGAACGUGCUGUCAACAAGGCAUUGAACCGUGAAAAAGAUACCACUUUCUUUGCGUCGUUGAAAAGAUGGACCCCGAUCAUGAAGGCAUAUGAAAGCGGUAGCGGUGCCUAUUUCGCUACUCCUGCUGUGCAGACCAUCACCGCAUUGAAGGUAUCCUUGCAGUCCAUCUUUGGUGAGUCUUUGGAUUCCAGAAUUCAGAAAAAUGCUGAAGCUUCUGCCAAAUUCAAGCAACAUAUGCAAAAAUUGGGAUUGAAAAUCUUACCCAAAUCCGACGCUGUUGCUGCCCAUGGCUUGACCGCCGUCUACUUUCCCGAUGGCAUUGACGGACCCGGCUUUCUUGGAAAGUUGGCUGCAAAAGGCUUUACUGUUGCUGGAGGAAUUCACAAAGCAUUGCCUGGAAAGUACUUUCGUGUGGGCCACAUGGGUCACUCCGUUGAUGCUGGACAUGUGGAAAAGGUAGCCGAUGCCAUUGAAGAGGCGCUCAAGGAGAGCGGAUACAAGCAGUAG
Meyerozyma guilliermondii ATCC 6260 is the source of this 1221-nucleotide messenger RNA. RefSeq names its product pyridoxal-phosphate-dependent aminotransferase family protein. Gene Ontology annotation, cellular component: peroxisome. Gene Ontology annotation, molecular function: L-serine:pyruvate transaminase activity; L-alanine:glyoxylate transaminase activity. The record is from RefSeq and is a predicted model, not a curated record. NCBI's taxonomy places the organism in Eukaryota, Fungi, Ascomycota, Pichiomycetes, Serinales, Debaryomycetaceae. The transcript has a single exon. Bases 1 to 1221 code for a protein of 406 amino acids.